Hirsutella rhossiliensis is the source of this 1992-nucleotide messenger RNA. RefSeq lists its product as uncharacterized. The record is from RefSeq and is a predicted model, not a curated record. Lineage: Eukaryota; Fungi; Ascomycota; Sordariomycetes; Hypocreales; Ophiocordycipitaceae. The transcript has 3 exons. The coding region runs from base 1 to 1992 and encodes 663 amino acids.
AUGGCGGCCAUCGACGGCCUCGACGGCCUCGACGGCCUUCUCCUCGUCCCCCCGGACCGCACCCAGAUCUUGGGCCGCGCUUCUUGGAAGCCGAGAUAUGUCGUCGUCGGCAAGCCGCGCUCCGCAAACACCAGACCUCGUCAGGGCAGCACCAGCUUCGCGCAAGGCGUCAUCUCGGGUCGCGCCAACAGCUUCGCCCCCAGACCCCUCGCCAAGGUCCCGACGAGCGACGAUUGCCUCUCGGUGUACAAGUCCAAGGACGACAGCGACUUCAUCCAACAAUGGCCCCUCGGAUGUGUGACGGAUUGCCAGAUCCAGCUGGUCAGCAACCGCAAGCACGGCCCCGUCCUCCCAACCCUCGUCAUCACCAUCUCCGACAAGGAGCGACGCCGCAGAUCGGGCCGCGCUACCGGCUUCAUCUCCGCCAACAAGGAUUCCGGCACCACCACUCUCUGGUUUCGCACUGUUUCCGACGAUCAAUGUCCCGGUUUGCGUGACUGGGCGCGCUUCAUCUUGGCCAGGAAGGGCGCCAACUCCUCCGACGGCCCCGUCUCCCCCGUCGCCACAACCCCCUACUCGGGCCGAUCUCGAGACAACUCGGACAAUGGUCAGCGACCCGGCAGCGGGAGUCGCCUGCUUCAGCACAUGAGCUCGACGGCUACCCACUCGAACUCGACGGGGCUGCGCGAUCGUCCGGCCACCUUCAGCUCUGAGUCGCCCAGCCUCCGAUCCAAACGCAGUGAUGUUUCCUCGCCCUCGAGCAACAACCACGCGGCGCACAAGUUGCCCUUUGGCAUCCCGGAGCAGCAUUACACCACGGUUCUGCCCAUGACGGCCUCGCCCGGCGAGUACCGCGGCGAGUUUAUUGAAGGAUGGACGGCAGCCCAGGGCCGCUCUUCGGCCUUGAGCUCCCCCACCCGAGGGGGGCGAGACAGCGCCAGCUCUCAGGGUCCCUACCCCGCCUAUAACGAUGCCACCUCUCCUCCCGCCCCCGGAGAAACCAUUCUCGACAGGGCCUUCCAGCUAGGGCACAUCCCGGGGGCGGAAAUGUACAUCCCCGGUCAGGAGAAGCUGAGCUCCAUAGCCAGGUUCGACGCGCUAAUGCGUGAGGCCGAGGAGAGGCGGAAAAAACAGGAUGCGGCUGCCCGAGCUGAGCAGGCGGCCAUGCGCAGCGCCUUUGACGAGGAUGACAGCUCAGACGACGACGACGACGACGACGACGACGACGAUGCCGAAUCGGAUGAGGCGGACCAACGCGAUGCAAACGGCUCGGACGCUGACAGCGACGCUACCUCCCAAGUCCAAGACGACUUUGCCAGCGCGCCACUGAUGUCCCCUGGAGCUCAAAAGGCAUUGGCGUUCAUUGCUGGCCGCCACGAAUCGAAUCGCAAGUCUGAAUCGCACCGCCCAUCCGUGUCCCGUACCCACCUCAGCUAUCAUGCCGGGCCAGCCCACGCCACGUCCAGAAACCAACCGCCGCCGUCACGCCCUCACACUGCUCACGCGAAGACGCGACCCGGCGCCAACCGCACACAAAGCGCACCUCGCAUCGCCUCCGCCGCCAACACGAGUCUCGACCUCCCCGGAUCGGCGGCCAGUGGCAGCGGCAGUGGCAAGAGGGCCGCCAAGUCGAGCGCAAGCGCGAGCCAGGCGACGUCUGGCGGGGAGAAGCGCCACUCGGGUUCCAGCGCCAAAGGGCUGAGCUUCACCGAGUUCACCAAGAGGUUGUCUAGCACCAGCAGCAGCCUGUUGCUGGUCCAGACCAACGUCAGCGCCGGAAGCAACCGUGGCAGCAGCGAGAUUGAGGGCCAGCCACCGUCAGCCCCCAGGGCGAACCUGACGUCGCGCGGUGCUAUAUCCGGUCCUGCGACGGCUCCCGCUGCCGGACAGCCAUCGCCGUCAUCCCCGCAGCCGAGAAGCGGCGACAGCGACCGAAGAUGCGGCUGGCGCGGCAACGUCGGGGUCGUCGGGGCCGAGGGCGGCCUUAUUUGA